Molecule: messenger RNA, 1790 nt
Organism: Fragaria vesca subsp. vesca
Lineage: Eukaryota; Viridiplantae; Streptophyta; Magnoliopsida; Rosales; Rosaceae
Product: argininosuccinate lyase-like
Exons: 6
Coding region: 1-1584 (527 amino acids)
Cellular component (GO): cytosol
Molecular function (GO): argininosuccinate lyase activity
Source: RefSeq, a predicted model, not a curated record
AUGGAGUCGUUGUCAGUCUUCAACACCACCGCCUCCUUCCCCCUCUUCUCUUCCUCACUCGACCACCCCAGGCCCCAACUCUCCCUCACUCCCUCCUCUUACAGGCCCAUGCCGAAGCUCGACGUCGUCCACUGCGCCGCCGCCCAGGGCCAAUCCUCCGCCGCCGCCGCCGCCGCCGCCGCCGCGAAGCCCAAGGAGGCCAAGCUUUGGGGCGGCCGCUUCGAGGAAGGCGUCACCGACGCCGUCGAGCGCUUCACUGAGUCCAUCUCCUUCGACAAAGCCCUCUACAAGCAUGACAUCCUCGGCUCCAAGGCCCACGCCUCCAUGCUCGCCAAACAGGGAUUGAUGACUGCGGAGGAUAGGGAUAGCAUCCACGAGGGGCUUACGGAGAUUCAGAGGCGAAUUGAGAGCGGCGAGUUUGAGUGGAGGACUGAUAGGGAAGACGUGCAUAUGAACAUUGAGGCGGCGCUGACGGAUUUGAUCGGCGAGGCGGCCAAGAAGCUGCAUACGGCGAGGAGCCGGAACGAUCAGGUCUUGACUGAUUUUCGGCUGUGGUGUAGGGAUGCAAUUGAGGCGAUUCUUGUGCAGAUUAAGCAUCUGCAGGUUUCGUUGGUCCAGUUGGCGCUGAAGAAUGAGGGUUUGAUUGUUCCGGGGUACACGCAUUUGCAGAGGGCUCAGCCUGUUUUGCUUCAGCAUUUGCUGUUGGCGUUUGUUGAGCAGCUUGAACGUGAUGCUGGUCGCUUACUAGAUUGCAAAGAGAGGUUGAAUUUUUGCCCUCUAGGUGCCUGUGCAUUGGCUGGCACUGGACUUCCAAUCGAUCGUUUUAUGACCUCUGAUGCUUUAGGCUUCACUGCUCCUAUGAGGAAUAGUAUCGAUGCAGUUUCAGACAGAGACUUUGUCUUGGAAUUUCUUUCCGCGAAUUCAAUUACAGCCAUUCAUCUCUCCCGCCUUGGUGAGGAAUGGGUAUUGUGGGCUUCAGAAGAGUUUGGAUUUAUCACACCAAGUGAUGCAGUUUCAACUGGAAGUAGCAUUAUGCCUCAGAAGAAAAACCCAGAUCCAAUGGAACUUGUUCGUGGAAAAUCUGCUAGGGUAGUAGGAGAUCUAGUUACGCUUCUCAUGUUGUGCAAAGGACUUCCUCUUGCUUACAAUCGUGAUUUGCAGGAAGAUAAGGAGCCUGUUUUUGACAGUGUGAAGACAAUUUUGGGGAUGCUUGAAGUGUCUGCGGAGUUUGCACAGAACAUUACCUUCAAUAAGGAGAGAAUACAAAAGGCUUUACCUGCUGGUCAUCUUGAUGCCACCACUCUUGCUGAUUAUCUUGUGAAGAAGGGCAUACCUUUCAGAACUUCUCAUGACAUAGUUGGAAGGGCAGUAGCUGUUUGCGUCUCAAAAGGUUGCCAACUUAAAGAGUUAAAUCUCGAUGAGCUGAAAAGCAUAAAUCCGGUGUUUGACAAGGAUGUAUAUGAGUUUCUUGGAGUAGAGAAUGCAGUUAAAAAGUUCAGCUCAUAUGGUUCGACAGGGUCAGAAUGUGUUGCCAGUCAACUUGAUCACUGGGUUACUAAACUCGGACUCACCAAAGGGGCCUGACAAACGGAUUGUGCUAGAGAUAUAUAAAUUGGAGUGCUAACAAUAUAAGCCACUACUAAAAAACUAUCAUUGAAGGUGGUUCGUAGAAGAUCUAAUCGUCUGGAAUAGGUGAGUUGAGCCAGUAUGAAAGAUGAGAUCACGUUUGUUAGGCCCCAGGAUCGAUUUGUUGUUGUUGUUUUUUUUUUUUUUUCCUUUUUCUUUUUCCG